Molecule: messenger RNA, 3714 nt
Organism: Colletes gigas
Lineage: Eukaryota; Metazoa; Arthropoda; Insecta; Hymenoptera; Colletidae
Gene: Ube4A
Product: ubiquitin conjugation factor E4 A
Exons: 14
Coding region: 148-3276 (1042 amino acids)
Biological process (GO): protein polyubiquitination
Cellular component (GO): ubiquitin ligase complex; cytoplasm; nucleus
Molecular function (GO): ubiquitin-ubiquitin ligase activity
Source: RefSeq, a predicted model, not a curated record
ACGGAAUUGAACGAAGUAGUGGGAAGUAAUUGCAAGAAUAUUCUGUCUCGUUUGUAACACUUUUUAACUUGAAAAUUAAAUCUCAGCAAUUUAUUUUUACAUCAACUAUGUUUGUAAUAGCCGUGAUCGAAUUUUAACGAAAGAACCAUGUGCGAUAAUGUGAACAACAAUCCAUUCGCUGGAUUGUUUUCAACCAUCAACGAUGCCAUGUCAUUCUCGUCUCAAAAUCAGACGGUUAUCGACGAAAAUAAUGCAACCAAUUAUGUUACGGAGCCUGAGAAUAUAAACGUUCACGAUACGACGGAGCCCACAGAUUUAAAAAAUUCCAAAGAUUCUAAAAUCAAUAGUCAGAUUAAUCAGCUACUUGGUGACAUAUUUGGGAUAACAUUAUACGCAACAGAAUCGAACGAUCAUCAAAAGCAGAGAUUGAUAUUUGUUGACGUCGAUACGAUCGAGCAAGCAGUUUUCGAGCGAUUAAUGCUUCCCGAUCUUGAGUCUAAAUUGGUCCCUGUGGAAGGUUGUCAGGAAAUGCCCUGUGAUUCUCAUACAUUGGACGAACAAGCAAUAUCUUAUUUAUUUGAAAGCUAUUGCAGAUUGCAACGAUACAACAAUAAAUUAGAAUUAUCUGAUACCUUCUGUCAAAUACAUCAGGUUAUUUUACAAAAUGCAGGUGUUGCAUUACAAGAGCCAUACCUGUUUGAAGGACAAGAGGUUCACAAGCAAUUUAUCGCAUUAUGUAUGGACGUAGCUGGUUUGAAACCAGAACUUAUAUCAUUUACCAAUGGUAUUGUAACUGAAUUGCAAGUAGAAAACAGUGAAAAUGCUGCCCAUAUAAUUGGUGCAUCAUUUAGUCCUAUUCUUAAUAUAAUUUACAAAGAAGUAGCUCAGAGUAAUUUUAUCUUGUACCAUAAAUACUGGUUUACUAUAUUACAGCUCUUUUCUUUGAAUGAAUCUCUAGCCAAAUUAAUAAUUAAUCAUAAUGCUCCUGAAGAUAAUCAAGGUCGUGCUUAUGAAAAUACAUUAUUAGGUGCACUCUUUAGUUUAAGUUGUUUACCAAAAACAGUAGAAGAACAAUUCAAUUUUUUUGAAACGCCAUUCCACGAGUCUAAUUCUACUAUCGAAGAUAACAUUUGGACAGGCCUAGAUGUAUUAAGCGAAUCUUUGCAAAAGAUUUUCCAUUUGUUGUUAAAAUGUUCGGCGGAAGUUCGUCAUUUAACAUUACAAUGGAUAGGGAAUUGUCUUCAUUCAAAUUCGGGUAGGGGGAAAAUUUGGAAUUUACAGACCGACGUGAGUUUUAACACCGUGUGCGUCUCUGAUGGUUUUAUGUUAAAUCUGGGAAAUGUGUUAUUACGUCUUUGUCAGCCAUUUUGCAUUAAACUAAACGAAUCGAAAGUGCCUAAAAUAGAUCCAACAUAUUGUGCUGCAGAGACAAAUAAUGAGAAUGAAUGUUUAAACCAUACUAUACAUUUAAAAGGAAUGUCUUCUGAAACUUGUUUAAUACCAGUAUCAGAAGACGACACGAGACCAGUAGCAAAGACAUUCGGAUUUACUACAGAAUGUUUUUUUUUAACUCAUAGAGCUUUAGACCUUGGCUACAGAGUAGUAUUAGAUAAGUUCUUAAGAACAAGUCAUGAUUUGGUGAGAAUACAAAGAGUAUUUCAGGAUGCACAAACUGGCGGUAGUUCAGAAGUAUCAGAAUUAAUAUCCCAGCGCAUGAACGAAGAAAUGACUAAGUAUCUGUCUUUAAAAGCAAGUCUUUUAGCGCCAGAGAUGUUAAAACUCCUGGUAAAAUUCCAUGCAACAACAGCAUUCUGGUUAGUGCAAGUUUAUCUAAAUGAUGUACAAGCUGAUGAUAGCAAACAGAGCAAUUAUGCUCCAAAGGAAUAUAAAACGGUAACAUUUCCUUUGCCAGAAACUGUUCCAGAUACUCUGAGAUGCAUUCCCGAAUUCGUGGUAGAAAAUACCAUUAGAUUUUUGUGUUUUUUGCGCCGUUUUAACCCAAAUGUUUUUGAAGAACAAGGCUCAUUUUUUUUGUCCCCGGUGUUAACGGAGAUUAUAGUGUUAAUGGAGUCUCAACAACAAUUAUACAAUCCUCAUUUACGAGCCCGUCUGGCAGAGGGUUUAGAAGCUCUUUUACCUACAAUGGACGAAACCACGAGCCCUUCAACAUCCAAUUUGGGAACAUUCCAUAGAGAACAAUUAUUUAUGACACACCCAUAUAGACAGCAUAUCGUUGCCAACUUACUUAAAGUAUUUGUAAGCAUUGAAAUGACUGGACAAAGCGUACAAUUUGAACAGAAGUUUAAUUAUCGACGACCAAUGUACGUUGUUAUGGAGUAUUUAUGGAAACUCCAAGAACAUCGUAAUAACUUCAUUGCUUUAGCCGAAGAAGCAGAGGCUAAUAUGGACGCGGCUCAACCACCAUUAUUUUUGCGUUUUAUUAAUCUUUUAACGAACGAUGCAAUUUUUCUGUUAGAAGAAGCACUUUCACACAUGGCACAGUUGAGACAAUUGCUUCAUGCAAGGGAAAGUGGCGAAUGGAACAAAUUACCACAACACGAACGCGAUCAACAGGCUCACUAUUUUCUACAUCUUGGCAUGACUGCACGAUUUGACAACAUAUUAGGUAGAAAAACAAUACAGACGUUAAAAAUGUUAACGACAGAGAUCAAAUCUAUUUUUUGUCAUCCAACGAUGGUAGAUCGCAUUGCUUUUAUGCUUAAUUAUUUACUACUUCAGUUGGUUGGACCAAACAAGAAGAACCUUAAGGUGAACGAUCAGAAAGAAUAUGCAUUCAAUCCAGCUAAUUUAGUAUUAAAUAUAUGCGAAAUUUAUAUAAAUCUUAGUCACAGUGAAUCUUUUACGCUCGCCGUUUCUCAAGACGGUCGGUCAUACAGUCCUGAACUUUUUAAAUUGGCCGAUAAUGUUCUCGUUCGCAUUGGAGGUGUGGGUAUAUUAGGCGAUUUGGAUCAAUUUGCAAAAAAGGUAACAUCGGCUGCAACUAACAAGAGAGAGGAGGAUGAAAUUUUGGUCAAUGCUCCCGAAGAAUUCCUGGAUCCUAUUAUGUCUACACUGAUGAUGGAUCCUGUUAUUCUUCCAUCUUCGAAAAUAACUAUUGAUCGUCAAACUAUUUCGAGGCAUUUACUAAGCGAUCAAACCGAUCCAUUCAAUCGAUCUCCCCUCACUCUGGAUAUGGUAAAAUCUGAUGUCGAACUUCAACAUCGAAUACGAGAAUGGGUGCAACAACAAAAGCAAGAAUUGAAACGAAGUUCUUAGUGAUUAUUCAAGAAUAAAACUCAGCCGGUGAUCGAUCGUAUGCAUAGCAUAUUUGUCAAGUUUCGCAGUUGUGAAGGAAUGGAUAAAUACAGUAAAUCCAUAAGGUUUCAGGAUAACAAAGACAGCAAAACGUGAUCUAUGGCAAACCCACCAUGUGUCUAUGUCUUUCAGUUUAAAUUUUGUUAUUUUAUAAUAUACAAGGGCAUAUAUUUUUGUAUACAAAUUCUCAUUAUAGAUAUGUACAAAUAUCAAUUUUGUCCUGUAAUUGAUGUCUUUUUGUAGAACGUUCGAUAUUGCAUGUUGUGCAAAAAAUCGUGUUCUAUAAUAAUCUAUGUAACAAUGUAAACAUAGAGCUAAACGUUUGUUAUUUUAUGAUGAAUGUAAAAAUUGCACAUUACAAAGUUUCUUAUAUUUAAUUUUGACCGAGGUAGGUGUUAU